Molecule: messenger RNA, 9688 nt
Organism: Doryrhamphus excisus (bluestripe pipefish)
Lineage: Eukaryota; Metazoa; Chordata; Actinopteri; Syngnathiformes; Syngnathidae
Source: RefSeq, a predicted model, not a curated record
ACUAUAGGCCUUGAUGGUUGGAACUGAUCACUGAUAUCAUUUAUUUGAUGUGUGUGUGUGUGUGUGUGAGACCUUUUGCAGUCCAAUGCUUUUGCCAACUUGAGGGCCUGAGCCAAUCCUUGUUUAAACUCUGCCUCUCUUCCUGGAACCGCCCCCAGACCCAGAUCUCCCCCACUGAGGUCACCUGCAACACACACCUGAUGAUUAUGGUGAUGAUGACGAAGGGGAGGAGUGGUCCAUCAGAGAGGAUACUGUGGCUCACCGGGCGGAGUGUUGAUCAGAACCACCUCCAGUCCCGUCGCCUCCCGGACUCUCCGGAGCUCCUGCGGAUCCGAGUCGUACAGCCAGGCCGCCUCUACCGCCUGGAAUCCGGCCGCGGCGGCAGCGUACAUCCGCUGGCUGACGUCAGGCAGCUCGGUGAAGAGCCAGCUUAGGUUGGCGCAGAACCUGAGCGAAGGCAUGGCGUAAAAGGUUUGCACAGACGUGUAUAUAAAGUUGAACUGUGAUGGACUUUCGCUCGUCAAGUUAGCGGAAAUGUCGCAAAGCGGAAGUGAAGUAGGUAAAUAAAAAGUUCACGUGACUUAUUUGCAUAAUGUAAAAUUAUACAGUACAUCUAUACCAAUAUAGAUUGAACUACUGUAAGUACAUAUAAGGUUUAACUGUCGCCUUUUAGCUUUUUAAUUCGAAGUCUUCAGAAGUACCUAGCGCUCACAAGUCAUGCGCAGUUGUCCCGUGACUACUAUGCUAGUGUUUUUAUUACAAAAUGUUUUAUUAGGCACACCGUCCAGCAUAAAAAAUAGAAAAUGGCCGUCAGACGUUUGCGUUCAGAUAAUUCAAUGAUGGGAUCAUUUGUGCGUUGGCCAUCUUAACUUUGCUAUAAAAUUGACUUUUUUGGUUUGGAAAUUAUCCCAAGGUUUUUUUCCCUUCCCUUUCCAGUUACUGAAGCAAAAACCACGACGAGAACUUGUGGAAAACGUCCGCCGCCGCCCUGUAGCCUCCCUGGCGGCCAUGUUGGCAGGAAUCGUCGCGGGGGUGUAAUCAACUGGCAGCGAGGAAGUAAAUUAGCGCACGCUCUUGCUGUCGUGACCCCCUCGGAGGCUGCGUUUGUUAAUUAGUGGUUCAGCUGACGGCGCCCCCUGAAGGUGGCAUGCAAUUGUAACUGUAGCUGGCGGCCGGACAGCGUGUUGGUCGGUGCCAUCUAUGAAUUUGAAACAAGCUCCGCCCACUGUGACACCAAAGGGCGAGCAACACAUUUUGUGGACAUGUUGAGCUCAUGAUGUCUAUUAUAGUCUGUUCUAAGUAGUCUGUGACGUUCCCGGGUUCCGUCCCGGCCCGCCCGCAGACAGCAGACCCAAAAGUGGAGCUAAUUAGACACAUCAUACAACUGGAAGGAAAGGUGAGAAAACGCAACAAGUUUAGGGGGGGAAAGAGGUUGCGUGUAAAAAGCACUCCACAUGCAGGAAGAGGAACAUUGUGCAGUCACUGGGACGCUUCCAUGCCAUCUGCCACUGGAAGUCCACCUUGAGAGAAUAAGGCUAAUAUUAGCAGCAUGCAUCCUAGCCUGGAGGGGGGGUGCCAUCUGCUGCCUUGUUCGACAUGAGGGGCGAGGAUGGGAGGGAGGCUUGAUCGCACAAUGUGUGCGUAAAUGCUUAACAUGUGGACUGCCACCUCUCCCUGUCCUUGCUAUGCUGCGUGUGGCAGUAUGCACUUUGUGCACAAUGAUGAAUCAAGUAUUAGUAUUAAUUUUGAACGAUUUGAAAACUUCAUCUUAUCGCGCUAGCAUCAACCUCGAGUCUCCUCGUCUUAAAGUAAAAAUGUGACACAAAUGGAAAAUAUAAAGCAUCGAAAUCUAAUUUACACGAUGGAACAAUAGGAGUUUGUUUUUAAAAUUGCUUUUAAUCAGUGUUGGAUGUAGAAGUAAUGUAUACAAUCUGCAACAACACAAUUAACCUUUUACUUUUUAAAUUGUUAGUACAAUAAUAAAUUAUUUUUUUAAUUACCUAACCCUUCUUAAACCAUAAACCAAUAAUUCAAACCUAUUAAAAUUUCUAGAAGUGAUGCCUUUUUUAUUGACGUGCUAGAACUGAACUGUGAAAAGCUCGUCAGCCAAUCAGCAUCCUCCCGUUGCGGAUUCUACGGAAAGAACCGAGCGAGGCCGAAGUCUGCCGAUGGCAGCGAGCGAGUGUACGCAUGGAGCUUGUCUUCCAGAGAGGAUGGUGGACAGUCGGAGAAGACUGAGCUGAGCGGAACCACCGAACACCACUUGAAGAGGAGAACCGAGCUGGAUUUACUUUUUGUCUUUUUUUAUUCCUCUUAAUUUUCAUUUUAUGGUGGACUGACGCACGAGAGGAAGUGGAGCUGUUUUUUUUUAUUUUUUGGAGCAGGUUACAUUUUUUGAUCUUCUGGUCCGGACCACCUUAGCCGGCCCUCCAGGAAAAUGACACAGUGGUUAUGGAGACGGUGAAAGUGUAGCAGCUUUUGGACCAGUAGGAGGGAGGCCAUCACUGUGCUGACACUGCACUUCAUCACAGCACCCGAAGAGAAGACACACACACUUCUGCAUGCUUUUGGCUGAUUGUGAACAGGCAUGGAAGGAGAAGGACACUCUGUGCGAGACAACAUGGCGGCCGGACCACGUCACCUGAUCAACGUCAGCGCUAGCCCCACUCAGACCUGCCAUAAGACCGCUUGAGAGUGGGCAUCCACUGCGUGCUACCAGGUAGCGUGAGGGGGAGGAGCCGGUCUCACCUGGGUCAAACCUCCAGCACAGUUCCCACCACAGUCCCACCCGGCCCACCCUCACGGCUUGAAACCUGACACCUGUGACAUCAUCAGCGUUGGCGGGCUGGCUGCUCUACACUCUCAGGAGAGGUGAAGAGCAGCCACAAGCAGACGUUCUCCGCUUGGAUCAAUCACGCCUCCACCUGUGGAUGAACCCAGCAGCACCCCCGCCCCCGUCUUACACCCCCCAGCCUGAAGGAGGAGACUUUUCUGGGCUUGGUGAGGGGAUUGUUCUGUCUAUAAGCUGAAGGCUACAGCAGUCUUCUUCCUCCGCCUCUGGACGUCGUCUUCUUCUUCAUGUUGUGGACCUGUGCUGCAGGUGUCUCUUGAUGACCGCGUGACGUUUUAACCAAUCAGCAGCCUUGUGGGGACCAGAGAGAAAAGCGGGUGGUCGGUUGGAAGAUGGUCAAAAGCUGCAGAUGGCCACCUGAUGGGGACGCUGUUCACCUCAUGCUGCUACUGUUGGCUAUGCUGGUCCUGCCAUCGCACGCUGAGAGCAUGCCCAGUUUCAUCAAGUCCCCCGACGAUCAGACGGGGAUUUCGGGGGGAGUGGCGUCCUUCGUGUGCCAGGCCGUGGGCGACCCUAAACCUCGCAUCACGUGGAUGAAGAAGGGCAAGAAGGUCAGCUCGCAGCGCUUUGAGGUGAUCGAGUUUGAUGACGGCUCGGGAUCCGUUCUUCGUAUUCAGCCGCUGAGGACCCACCGUGACGAGGCCAUCUACGAGUGCACGGCCACUAACAGCGUGGGCGAGAUCAACACCAGUGCCAAGCUCACCGUCCUGGAAGAGGACCAGAUCCCUCAUGGCUUCCCCACCAUUGACAUGGGCCCCCAGCUGAAGGUGGUGGAGAGAACACGCACUGCCACCAUGCUGUGCGCCGCCAGCGGCAACCCCGACCCGGAGAUCUUCUGGUUUAAGGACUUCCUUCCCGUGGACAUCAACAGCAGCGACGGACGUAUCAAGCAGCUCCGCUCAGGUGGUACACCAAUCAGAGGGGCUCUUCAAAUUGAGAACAGCGAGGAGUCAGACCAGGGCAAGUACGAGUGCGUGGCCGUCAACAGCGCCGGGACUCGCUACUCUGCUCCAGCUAACCUUUAUGUGCGAGAUCAGCGAGAAGUUCGGCGCGUGCCUCCUCGUUUCUCCAUACCCCCCACCCACCAAGAGGUGAUGCCCGGCGGCAGUGUCAACCUGACCUGUGUGGCGGUGGGGGCACCCAUGCCGUAUGUUAAGUGGAUGAGCGGCGAGGCGGAGCUGACCCCCGAGGAGGAGAUGCCCAUCGGACGCAACGUGCUAGAGCUGGCCAACAUCCGCCAAUCGGCCAACUACACCUGUGUGGCCAUCUCCUCGCUGGGCAUGAUUGAGACCACCGCCCAGAUCACGGUGAAAGCCUUGCCCAAGCCACCCACAUCCCUAAUUGUGACAGAAACCACCGCCACCAGCAUCACUUUGACAUGGGAGUCUGGCAACCCUGAACCUGUGUCCUACUAUGUGAUCCAGUACCGGCCCAAAGUGUCCGAGAAUGGUUUCCAGGAAGUGGACGGGGUAGCCACCACCCGCUACAGCAUCGGCGGUCUUAGCCCAUUUUCCCAUUACGAGUUCCGAGUCAUGGCGGUCAACAACGUGGGCCGAGGGCUGCCCGGAGGAAUUGUGGACACCCGCACCAGUGAGCAAUCGCCCUCGUCAACCCCGCUCCAUGUCCAGGCCCGCAUGCUGAGCCCCAGCACUAUGCUGGUCCAGUGGGAGCCCCCCGAGGAGGCCAAUGGGCAGAUCCGCGGCUAUAGGGUCUACUACAGCGCCAACCAAGAGGCCCCAAUGAGCGCCUGGCAGAAACACAACACAGAUGACAGUCAGCUGACCACCAUCGCUGACCUGACCCCUGAUGUCACCUAUGGUGUCAGGGUGCUGGGCUUCACCUCGGUGGGUGAUGGACCCCCAUCUGAGGUCCUGCUCAUCAAGACUCAGCAAGGAGUUCCAGCGCAGCCAUCUGGUUUUGAGGCUGAAGCUGAGCUGGACUCGCGCAUCAUGCUAUCUUGGCUUUGGCCCGUGCAGGACCCAGUCAUUGGUUUGGAGCUGCUCUACUGGGAGGCCAACAAUCCAGAGGAAAAGCACAGCAUCACGUUCGAGCCAUCUGGAUCACAUGCGGUGGAUGGUUUGAAACCCGACACAGUCUACAUGUUUUCCCUGGCUGCCAGAUCUGAGAUGGGCUUGGGAGUCUUCACUCGGCCCAUCGAGUGCAGGACUGUCCAGUCUACCCCCUCAGCCCCUCCCCAGGAUGUAACCCUGCUCAGUCCGAGCUCCAGUAGCAUCCAAGUGAGUUGGACGCCGCCGCCGACAGACCACCACCACGCCAGAAUCAUAAGCUACUCCCUGGCCUACCGAGCGCCGUCCGAGGAGGACAUGCAGCGCCACCAGGUGUCUGGGAUUGGAGCAGACACCCGCAGCUAUGUGCUGGAUCACCUGGAGAAAUGGACUGAGUAUUUGGUGUGGGUGAGAGCUCACACCAUCAUCGGGCCCGGCCCCGAGAGUCCGGCGGUCCGCAUCAGAACUCAGGAGGACGUGCCAGGAGCCCCGCCCAGGAAGGUGGAGGCCGACGCUCUCAACUCCACGGCGGUCCGGGUGAGCUGGAAGCCCCCCCUGCCAGUCAAGCAGCACGGCCAGAUCCGGGGCUACCAGAUCAUCUACUCCAGGCUGGAGAAGGGAGAACCUCACGGGCAACCCCUCAUCAUGGACGUCUCCCUUCCAGAAGCUCAGUGGCGUGACCAGGACUCGACGGACUACGAGGCGGUCCUGAUGGGACUGCUGCCAGAGACCAGCUACUCUGUGACAGUGGCGGCAUACACCACCAAGGGGGACGGCGCUCGCAGCAAGGCCAGGGUGGUCACUACCUCAGGCGCAGUACCUGGCAAGCCCACCAUGAUGAUAAGCACCACCAUUGGAAACACAGCGCUGAUCCAGUGGCAGCCCCCCAAAGAGGUGGUGGGGGAGCACGUGGGCUACCAGCUGCAGUACAAGAGAGCCGAGGAGGACGUCUUCACCGUUAGAGACUUCCGCAAGACCGAUGAUCACUUCACAGUCACCGGCCUCCACAAGGGGGCGACUUACAUCUUCAAACUUUGCGCUAAAAACCGUGCCGGCAAUGGUGAGGAGUACACGAAGGAGGUCAGCACCCCGGAGGACAUCCCCGGCAGCUACCCUCUGAACUUGAGUGUGGUCGGCCUGACUGCCACCACCACGGAGCUGGCCUGGGACCCGCCCCCUCUUGCGGACCGCAAUGGGAAGAUCAUAAAGUAUGUGGUGGUCUACCGAGACAUCAACAGCCAGAACAACAGCUCCAACGCCACCGCCAGCACACGCAUGACCAUCCAAGGCUUGCGGCCUGACACCACCUAUGACAUCAGAGUGCAAGCCUUCACCAGUAAAGGGGGCGGACCCAUCAGCCCCAGCAUCCAGAGCAGGACCAUGUCCACGUCCAUGCCAGUGUUCACCAAGAACUUUGGCGUGAAGGCCGUGAUGAAAACGUCCGUCCUGCUGACGUGGGAUGUUCCAGAAACCUUUGAGUCCGAGGUGCCCCUCAAGAUUCUCUACAACCAGCAGAGCGUGGAGGUGCCGGGUCACCAGAGGAGGAAGCUGAUCACGCAGCUGCAGCCAGACACGCAUUACUCCUUUGUGCUCAUGAGCCGCGGGAACAGCGCCGGCGGACUCCAGCAGCAAGUCUCCAUCCGGACAUCACCAGAUCUGCUCAAGACUAAACCGUCUGAGUAUCAUCAGGAUGUGGAGGAGGGCGGGAAAGUGAGCGUGCGGCUGCCGAGGGUCCCGCCCGGAACGCCGGUCAAGUACUUCUACAUUGUGGUGGUGCCUUUGACCCCCACUUCUCUGAUGUGGGAAAACCCUGACGAUAUGGACCUUCAUGAGCUCCUGGACGCCGCAGUCAGUGCACAAAGGAAGAGGAGACAAAGCACGGACUUCCUACAGCCUUACAUCACUGCCAAGCUGGACUCUCUGCCUGAGAUCUUCACGCUGGGUGACGAGCACCAAUACCAUGGCUUUCACAACAAGCCAUUGCCGGGGCAACAGCAGUACCGGUGCUUUGUCCUGGCCGAGCUGGUGGACGACGAGUCUCAGAGGACGUUUGCAGCCAGCCCUUUCUCUGAGCCCAUCCUGGUGAAGCUCCACAGCGGAAUGGCAAGACACUCCGAGGACCCGGAGAUGCUGUGGGUGAUGGGUCCAGUGCUGGCCGUCAUCCUCAUCAUCAUCAUCGUCAUCGCUAUCCUCCUCUUCAAGAGGAAACGGACGUCUCCGUCAGCCAAAGACGAGCACUUGGUGGGAGUGAAGGAUUCGCUGCUGGCCCACACAUCAGACCCCGUAGAGAUGAGGAGGCUUAACUAUCAGACACAAGGUUCCAGUACCCUCAGUUGCCCGACCACUCCAAGGAUGAGGCAACAUCCUCCCAUCGCCACCUGCGACCUCAACGACCACAUCGAGAGACUCAAGGCAAACGACGGCCUGCGCUUCUCUCAGGAAUAUGAGUCCAUUGACCCCGGGCAGCAGUUCACGUGGGAGCACUCCAACAUGGAGAUCAACAAGCCAAAGAAUCGCUACGCCAAUGUCAUCGCCUACGACCACUCUCGAGUCCUCCUCACGCCUGUGGACGGAGUUUCUGGCAGCGACUACGUCAAUGCCAACUACGUGGACGGCUACAGGAAGCAGAACGCCUACAUCGCCACACAGGGCCCGCUGCCUGAGACGCUGAGUGACUUCUGGAGGCUGGUCUGGGAGCAGCGCACCUGCACCAUUGUCAUGAUGACACGCCUGGAGGAGAAGUCCCGGGUUAAGUGUGACCAGUACUGGCCCAGUCGUGGUACUGAGACCUACGGUAUGAUCCAGGUCACCAUGUUAGACACGGUGGAGUUGGCCACCUAUAGCGUGCGCACCUUUGCCCUCUACAAGAAUGGCUCGAGUGAGAGAAGAGAGGUCCGACAAUUCCAGUUCAUGGCCUGGCCCGACCACGGAGUGCCUGAGUACCCCACCCCGACGCUGGCCUUCCUUCGCAGGAUCAAAGCAUGCAACCCCCCAGAUGCCGGGCCCAUGGUGGUCCACUGCAGCGCCGGCGUGGGCCGCACGGGCUGCUUCGUCGUCAUUGACGCCAUGUUGGAGAGGAUGAAACACGAAAAGUCGGUGGACAUUUACGGCCACGUGACAUGCAUGCGGGCUCAGAGGAACUACAUGGUGCAGACGGAGGACCAGUAUAUCUUCAUCCACGAGGCUCUGCUGGAGGCGGCGACGUGCGGCAACACUGAGGUCCCUGCCCGAAACCUGUACGUGCACAUCCAGAAAUUGAGCCAGGUUCCUCUGGGAGAGGCAGUCACCGCCAUGGAGCUGGAGUUUAAGAAGUUGGCCAACUCCAAAGCACAUACCUCAAGAUUCGUCAGUGCCAAUCUUCCGUGCAACAAGUUCAAGAACCGCUUGGUGAACAUCAUGCCUUUCGAGUCCAGCCGGGUCUGCCUGCAGCCAAUCAGAGGUGUGGAGGGCUCAGACUACAUCAACGGCAGCUUCAUUGACGGCUACAGGCUGCAGAAAGCCUACAUGGCCACACAGGGCCCCUUAGCGGAAACCACUGAGGACUUCUGGAGGAUGCUAUGGGAACACAACUCCACCAUUGUCGUCAUGCUCACCAAACUCCGCGAGAUGGGACGGGAAAAGUGCCAUCAGUACUGGCCUGCUGAGCGUUCGGCCCGCUACCAGUACUUUGUUGUGGACCCCAUGGCUGAGUACAACAUGCCACAGUACAUCCUGAGAGAGUUCAAAGUAACCGACGCCAGGGACGGCCAGUCCAGGACCAUCAGGCAGUUCCAGUUCACCGAUUGGCCAGAGCAAGGUGUGCCAAAAACAGGGGAGGGAUUCAUUGACUUUAUCGGCCAAGUCCACAAAACCAAGGAGCAGUUUGGGCAGGACGGACCCAUCACUGUGCACUGCAGUGCCGGCGUGGGGCGGACCGGCGUGUUCAUCACCUUAAGCAUCGUCCUGGAGAGGAUGAGGUAUGAGGGUGUGGUCGAUGUCUUUCAAACAGUGAAGACGCUCAGAACUCAGCGGCCCGCCAUGGUGCAGACUGAGGACCAGUACCAACUGUGUUACCGGGCCGCCCUGGAGUACCUGGGAAGCUUUGACCACUAUGCAACAUAACCCAUCAUGAAGACACCCUCGCAAGAGUUUGGUGUCCAGCUCCUACAAUCCGACCAGGAGGUGACAAUGUGGGCCGAGGAAGAAGUGCCCGCAGACUGGGGGGAGGAGUCAGACCGCCUCCUUGCGAUGCGACUUCUGUGGCUAUCGGUGAACCCUCAUGGACCCCGACACGCACUCUGAACACCCAACACUCCUCAUUUCUCUUCUGUUGCAAAUAUUUGCCAUUUAUUUUUUUACGUCUUAAUGACUCUCUUAUGCUUUUAUUUUUUUAUUAACACUGAAAAUGUGUUGUCAAAACGCUCCAAGGUGUUAUCAUAGUAAUAAUUAUUAUUAUUAAUACUGGAGAGCAUAUACUCACUGCUGCUACAUGUUUUUGUACCAUAGACAUCAUAUUCUAUUUACUCACACACUUUUAUUUGGGAUAGAGGAGCUCAUUUUUGUUCUGACAUCCACAAAAAUAUGUCCGCAUCAUACCAAGAAGAAGGGAAAAGACCACAUGACACAGUUUAUUGUUCCUAAAUACUGGUUUGUUGCUUCAAAGCCUGCAGAGGAACAAUAUGCAGUCGUACGCCAUCCACUGGAUUCAUGUCAACACUGAAUGAUUUGACAAAAUGUCACAGCAGGUACUCGAUUUGAUGGAGAGCAAGAAUGUCUGCUGGGUCAAGUUUAGUUGUCUGCCCAGCCUGUGUUGUGAUGACAGCUGUUUCACAUCAGUAAAAUGUAAGAAUAA